CGACUAAUACCCCAAAUAAUCUCCAACAAAAGACAGUGAUGAUGAAUAAUAACACAUCAUCAUCGUCUCCUCCAAACACACCACCUGCAACUCCAUAUUCACUAACCGAAACCCUAACCCUAAUCCUCUCCAAUACCACUAAUAAUCCCACCACCUCUUCAAUCUCCCAAUUCAUCCCUUAUCUAACCCCAACAGUCAUCCACUCAAUCAUCCAAUCCAAAACCCUCAAAUCACACCCCCAAAUUCUUCUUCAUUUCUUCAAUUUCUCCCUAAUUCACGCCCCAAGUUUCUCCAUCGGAUCUCCCACCACUCUCCCCUCCUUCUUCACCCUCCUCCAAACACUAUUCGCCCACAACAAAUACUCCGAUGCCAAAACUCUCCUCGUCGAUUUCAUCGCCGCCGACACGCGCCGCCUUCUCCUCCGCCGCAUCCUCCACCCCGCCCGUGACAUGCCACGUCAUUCCAAAGCUCUCUACGACACUGCAAUUGGUGCUUAUGUGCAAACAGGAAACCCUAGUUUUGCUAUGAUUGUGUUUAGAAGGAUGAAAAGGCUCAGAAUUUGCCCUAAGUUGAUUACCUGCAACACUUUGAUUAAUUCACUGGUAAAACACUCAUCUUCUCACUCACUUUUGUAUUCUAGACAAGUGGUUAAUGAUGCUAUUAAGCUAGGAGUUGUUCCUAAUGUUAAUAUGUUUAAUAUUAUCAUAAAUGGUUAUUGUUUAGAGAAUAAGUUUAGUGAAGCUAGGGGCUUCAUUCAUAAAAUGAGGGACUUUGAUUGUGUGCCUGAUAAUGUUACUUACAACACUUUGUUAAACGCUUUGUGUAAGAAGGGGCGGUUGGGUGAAGUUAGGGAAGUUUUGUUGGAAAUGAAGGGUUACGGGUUGUUUCCGAAUCGGAACACUUAUAAUACUUUGAUUCACGGGUAUUGUAUGCGGAAAGGGUGCUUGAAUGAAGCGACUCGUGUGCUUGAACUAAUGACGGAAAGUAAUUACUUGCCGGAUGUUUGGACUUACAACACGUUGAUUAGCGGGCUUUGUGACGAGGGGGAUGUUGACGAAGCGGUUAGAGUUGUUGGGAAGAUGGAGAAGUUGAAGUUGUUGCCUGAUGUGGUUACGUAUAACACGUUGAUUGACGGAUGUUUUAAGUGGAAAGAUGGUUCUGAGGCGGUUAAGAUUCUUGAUCUGAUGAGUGAAAGAGGGGUUGAUAGGAAUGAGGUUACGUAUAAUAUAUUGGUUAAGUGGUAUUGUAAAGAAGGGGAUAUGGAUACAGCUAGCCAAACGGUUGAGCAUAUGGAGGGUAGUGGAUUUGUUCCCGAUAGUGUGACCUAUAAUACUUUGAUUAAUGGUUAUUGCAAAGCGGGUGAUUUAAGAGAAGCGUUAAAGAUUAUGAAAGAUAUGAUCGGGAGAGGUUUGAAGAUGGAUGCUUUUACUGUUAAUACUGUUCUGCACACGUUAUGUGUAGAGAAGAAGCUAGAUGAAGCGUAUAGAUUAGUUCAAGAUUGUAAAAACCGAGGUUAUAUCAUUGAUGAAGUAAGCUAUGGAACGUUAAUAGUCGCGUAUUUUAAGAACGGGAAUGCUGAUGACGCGUUAAAACUUUGGGAUGAAAUGAAAGAAAGAGAGAUUGUUCCCAGUAUUAUUACUUAUAACUCGAUUAUUGGAGGGCUGUGCAAGUCAGGUAAAACCGAUCAAGCGAUUAUGAAGUUGAAUGAGCUUCUAGAAAACGGGUUAUCACCCGACGAAACAACGUACAAUACAGUUAUUCUCGGGUAUUGUUGGGAGGGAGAUGUUGAAAAAGCGUUUCAGUUUCAUAACGACAUGGUUAAGAACGAUUUCAAACCCGAUAUUUAUACAUGUAACAUUCUUCUUCAAGGGCUUUGUAGUAAAGGGUUGGUGGAGAAGGCGUUUACUCUGUUCAACACGUGGGUUUCGAACGGGAAAAACGUCGACGCAGUAACCUACAACACGCUGGUAUCGUGUUUGUGUAAAGUUGGGAGAUUUGAAGAUGCAAUGGGCCUCGUUACUGAAAUGAAGAAGAAGAACUUAGGGCCCGAUAAAUAUACGUAUAAUGCGGUUCUUGGUGUGCUUACAGAUGGCGGAAAGCAUCAAGAGGCGGAGGAUCUGAUGUCAAAGAUGAUCGAAUGGGGGGAUGUGUUUGACGAUGCGAAUGCGUUAGGAGUUAAAGAGGAAAUAGAUGCAAGUUCAGGGGCUUAUUCGGAAAAUAUUGACAAGCUUUGCAGUGAAGGUAAAUAUAGGGAUGCGAUGAGAGUUUUUGUAGAAGUAUCAGAGACGGGUAUGGCUGUGAAGAAGUCUACUUGUAUCAAUUUGAUGUGUGCACUUGUUAAGAGAGAAAUAAGUAGGUCGAAUGUUGUUUGACUGCAAAAAGUCAACGGAUGUAUUAUCAUAAAAAUAAGAGUAAAUUUCACUUUUUGUCCUUUAUGUUUACACUGAAUUUUGAAACGUGCCCUUUAAAAGUUUUAGUUUCAAUUUAUGUCCUUAAAUCACAUAUUUUAUAUCACUUUAAGUCCUUUACACUAAACUGAGUUAAAUUACUCAGUUAGUUUUAUUUAAUGCAAGGGUAUUAUUGGUAUUUCAUAUUAGUUAUUUUGUUUUUAAAAAUAAAUAAAAACAAUUAAAGGUGGGCCCAGCAGACCACACUCACCUAACACCUUUUCUCCUUCCACCAUCUUCCACACACAUCUGAAACCGAUAGGGGAGAGACGGCGAAGAUAGGUGUCGGAGAGAGAGAGAGAGAGAUAGGCGACGAUUUUCCGGCAAACAACGGCAGCUGUGAUGUCUCCGGUAAGAACAACCGCCCUUUCUUUUUUUGAUUUCCGAUCUGUAAACUUGUUUCGUAAAAGUCUUCCCUCACGAUUUUCCAGCAAACAGUGAAUUGACGAAUGGAUAGUGAAUGAUAGGGUUAGGGUUAGGGUUUGGAAUGAGUUGAUUUGGGGGAGAAGAGGCGAAGGUGUAGAAGAGGAGAAUAAGGCAGUUAACGGAGAUGAUGAAUAGGAGCAAUGGAGAUCUGGUUAAUGGUGUUUUGAAAUUAGGGUUCAUUGAGGAAGAUGAUCAGUAUUGUCUUGCAGUAGUAGUUUGCCCAUCAAAGUGGAACAAAUGUUCAAGUCGAUCUUAUGAUUCUGAUAAUGUGAUUUACUUGGUAGGUUAUUACAAAGGCUAGUACCUGAGGAGAAACAACUGUCUUUUACUCCGAAUAAUGUCAAAUACGGUGGGCCUAUUCAUAAUACUGAAAACAAGGAGAAUAAAUUUAGAAACCUUAAGUUCCAUUUAUCAAACCAGAAAGAAACGAGUAAAUCCGUUUUUAGGCCGGCUAAAUGGCAACAUAUUGGCGAUGGACGAUCGGAUCGAAUAAUGGAGACUCAUCAAGUGAUAGUGAUACAGAACAAAGCCUUACUGCAUAUUAUGCUGGUGCAAUCACACUUGCAAAUUCACCAGAGGAAAUAACACGACGUGAAAGUCGUUCAAAGCGUUUUGAAAAGAAUCAUGGCAACCGAGCAGCAUCUAAUCUUGCAAAAACCAAAAACGCGGGUAGAAAUUUGUAUACUAGAAGUGCAAAUGCCUCUGUUGGCAAAUAGUAACCGUUUCGAUGAGGGUACCGCCAGCAGGGCAGUUGAAGAUAUCGAUUGGGAUUCUCUUACUGUUAAAGGAACGUGCCAAGAAAUUGAGAAGCGUUGCGCCUCACUUCUGCCCCCGAUCCUACUACUGUAAGCCUUUUGCCUACCAGGAAGAGAAAAGGGGUAACGGGUUGAAUUCUACUGAUAAUUCUGGCGAAUGGUUGAAGGCUCAUGGUGCAUGUCUUGCUACUGAUAAUUCUGGCGAGAUGAUGCCUGAUGCCAAGGCUUCCAUGGCUUCUCUAUUCAUGCCAGAGCCCGAUGAUGCGGUGGCCCAUGGGGAUGCCAGUCUUGCUAUUAAUGAUUUUUUGACCCGUAUCAUAGCCCGUUUUGUAGUAAUAAUAAUCACCCACAAGAAAUCUGUAACAAAAACUGGGUGAGCUAAUCUACACAUGGGGGCAUGGUUUCGAUAAAAAAGUGUAUGAUGAUGAUGAAAGAAAUAUUUUUGUGAGUUUACAAGUUGAUUUCUUAUAAUGUUGGGCAUUGAGUAGGUCAUGGGUCUUAGUUCAGAAGUGAUAGAUAUAUUUGGGUAUUAUAAGAUAUGUUCUAAAUUUGACUCUAGUUUUAUUUCUUAAACAAAAUCAUUUAGAAAAAUGACCAACACGAUUGAAUUUACCCCCAAUGAAAGUUUCAAGUUAAAACAAUUUUGAUGUUUUUGAACAUGGAAUUUAUGCGGAGCUAAAGACUCAUCAGCAUUGAGUUUGUGUGUAUACAACCACGUUACAUGGGGUCUAGAGACGAGAAUCCACGUCUCAUUUUUAAUAAGAGCAUUGUAUUUAUCCUGCGUAGUGGUGUGCCAAUGUGGAUUAUGCGUAAGGGGCUAGCGAGUAGAGGAUGUGGUGACAUGAAGGUUAAUCUUAUCAAUUGUUGUUGGGUUGGAGUGCCCAAAAGGUGAACAAGGGUGGUUAUCAUGGCUAAGGGUAGUGAUGACUGACUGGCGAGAGAUCGAUCGGUUGGGGAUGGGGAAGGAUCUGCCACCUCGAAUUCGGAUGAUGGAGGGUUGGUUUAGAUUUAAUUCAUGUGCCAAGUGGCUCAUCUCAGGCUUUGUUUCCCCAUCAUAUGAGAAAUAAAAUGAACCACCUGCGAAGAAACUGAAGUUUCUGUAACAAUUUCUAGACAAGGGUGGUUUCAUAAGUUUACUGCAAGAAUUGCAACAGGAGUAAAUGAUAUGGUUCCAGAGGCUUCUGUCAAGUGUUUCCAGAGAAAGCUUGUCAUUGCGAGUUGGGCCAGGUGUUGCCUUAUUAGAGGCUUUAGCCUGCAGGGAACAGACGCAAUAGCAUUGUUAUUAAACACGUACCUUCUUUGAACAAGAGGUCUCGCCACUUGUUGCUUAUCUUUUGCAGUGGGAAAAGCUGUGGUGAAGUUAGGGUUCGCCAGUGCAUCUUUAGGCACACGGCUUCAUCUUCCCAACUGUUGAUGCAUGUUAUGUGACAACAGCUUCGAUUAUGGUCUUUGGAUAUAUCGUCAAAACUUGGAUAAUAUUGAAGACUUAGAUUCCGAGGUUAACAAAGAGGAGAUCCAGAAUUAUACACAUAUUAAAAAUCAAACGCAUUGAACAGUAACGCAGGGCAUUUUAGGGUUUUAAUACCCUUUCAAUUUUCACCUCCUGCUAUCUUUCCUUCAUCUCACACAUGCAAUAGAGAGAGAUAGAUGUUGGUGCAGGGAGGACUCCACUGCCUGAGAAAGAUGCAAACGACGGCCGGAGGAGAGAGAUCGGAGGACCCCACCGCCUUAGAGCGAGAGAAAGAUGCAAACGACAGCCGGAGGAGAGAGAUCGGAGAAGAGAAGGAAGGAAGACAAACGACGGCCGGAGGAGAGAGAUCGGAGGAGAGACGACGGGGUUUAAACGUUUUUAGCGUUACAAGUGUACAGUGAGGUGGUGAUCUGAGCAACAAGUGUACAGUGAGGUGGUGAUCUGAGCAACGAGUGUGAGACCUGGCGAAGGGGAUUUGGUUCAACACGGCGGCGAGGACAGUGGGGAUUAGUGUUCCGAUGACUCUGUUGGUACUCCGACGAGCACCCCCAUGCUUGAAUGUCAGUUUUCCAGUCAAAAUAGAAACAACCAUGGUUAGAUACACACCUCCAGUGAGCCUGGGUUGCGACGGUCAACCCUCCGACGAAGCACAUGCAAAGUUCAGCCAUGCACAUGCCGUCCUUGACCCUAAAUCAAUCUCCUGAAUUAGACGAACACUAACUAGAUCGAUAUUCAGUAUCGUCUUCAUCACAACUCAGCGUUCAGUUCACCUUUGAUGAAGCCUGCGAAAAUAGGUUCAGUAUGUUGUCUACGGGUUGCGCUAAGCGGUCCUGAAUUGUUUUUGGUUUUGAUUGUUUGGCAAUGUAUAUUUGAUUGGAAAGUCGAACAGAUGAAAGCUGGGAAAAAUGUUUUGCCAUAUGUGACAAAGAUUUGGGUGUCUCUUUUGGUUGGUAAAAUUGUUUGGUUGUUUAAAACAUUGCUGGUGAAAGUGUCAUUCAACCAGUAUGUGAUUGGGACACUUACGGGAUCACCGUUUAUUGAGCCUUAACAAGAACGCGAAGAGGAGGAUAGAGCGAUUGAAGAGGUUCAUAAGCUACAGAACGCGGGGGCAAUUUCCAGCCCGAUCUGAAGGCGAAUAUAUUCAAGAAAAGUGGAAGGUUUAUUUGUUGGUACUCCAAGAACCAACACCAGCACUCCCAUGGCUGGUACAACUGGUAAAUUUUCCAAAUCUAAAGAAAGCCGAUGAGGGGAUAACUAUUGAGAUCACAAACGAAAAGCAGGCAAAAGUUGCAGCCAAGCAAAUAUUCCUGAAUGUUGCUAAACAUGGUUCCAGCUUAUGUUGAAGGUUUAACUGGGGAUUGUUCUUGCAAGUACUGAUAAGAAGAUGAAGAUGAGGACCAUGACAACUGAAUGUAUGCAGGGUUGUUUUGCCUAAGAUGAAGAUGACGACCACGAGAACUGAAUGUGUGCAGAGCUGCUUAGCCUAAGAAGAAGUACCUAAAAGCACGCCUCGACAACAACAAAAUUUAAUUGGUUCAUUAUAGAAUCUUUGGUUAUGAUAGUAACAACUCAUGAAGGGGUGCUAGAAGAAUUGGCCGAUAAAGGUUAAUUGCUCACGGUACAUAUUUCAUUGAUUACAAAAACUUAUCUUAUGAUUUAAAUCUUAAAUUUAUAGUACCAACAACACGAACCAACUGUUAAAUCAGGAUCAGUUGAAAUGGACACACUUUCUUUGCAAAACAGGUUAGUUCCCCGCCGCAACGCGCGGGUGGGAACAACCUAGUUUAUAACAAAGAGUAGUUUCCGAAUUUGCUAAUCAACAAGAAUCCCGAGUUUGAGACUU
Helianthus annuus (common sunflower) is the source of this 6942-nucleotide messenger RNA. Its product is annotated as pentatricopeptide repeat-containing protein At2g16880. The transcript has 6 exons. NCBI's taxonomy places the organism in Eukaryota, Viridiplantae, Streptophyta, Magnoliopsida, Asterales, Asteraceae. The record is from RefSeq and is a predicted model, not a curated record. Gene Ontology annotation, molecular function: protein binding. Bases 39 to 2372 code for a protein of 777 amino acids.